UGGGACGUCAGACAUUUCAGUUUAAAAAACCAUUACCUAAAUACUGGUCUGUCGUUCACCUCGAUUGUGGAGAUUUUUAUUAUAAAUAUUUUAUUCUUUUUGUGUUUUAAAUAUUGAUAUCCUAUUAGUUGCUCCAAAUUUUUAAAAAUGUGUUCCCGUGAUCCGGCUUCAAAUCAGUUGAUUGACUACAAAACCAAUGACUCUGAGGAGCAGAAAGAGUGCACCACUUCUGUUGGAGCUCCGGUUGCCGUGAAGGAUGCCAUACAGACUGUGGGUCCAAGGGGUCCUGCCCUGCUCCAGGACUUUCACUUUUUAGACGAAGUUAUGAGCUUCGAUUGCGAGCGAAUUCCCGAACGCGUUGCCUAUGCCAAGGGAGCUGGAGCCUUUGGUUACUUUGAGUGCACCCAUGACAUUUCCAAAUUCUGUGCAGCCACGAUUUUCGAUAAGGUGAAGAAGCGCACAGCCAUUGCCAUGCGUUUUUCAAUGGCCUGCGGUGAGAAUGGUACGGCGGAUACGAAUCGUGAGCAGCGAGGAUUUGCAGUAAAAUUCUACACGGAGGACGGCAUCUGGGAUAUCGUGGGGUGCAACAUGCCCGUGUAUUAUGUGCGGGAUCCCUCGCUGUUCCCCAGCCUGAUACAUGCCCAAAGUCGGAAUCCACAGACGCAUUUAAGAGAUGCAGAUAUGUUCUGGGACUUUAUGACCCUGCGUCCUGAGACCCUGCAUGCCCUGCUAAUGUAUUUCAGCGAUCGCGGAACGCCCGAUGGAUAUCGCCACAUGCACGGCUACGGAGUGAACACCUACCGCAUGGUCAGUUCAACUGGCGAAACGCAGUAUGUUAAGUUUCACUUUAAGACUGAUCAGGGCAUCAAGAAUCUGGACAGUCGCCGUUGCGAUGAGCUAAAGUCCAACGACCCGGAUUAUGCCAUUCGGGAUCUGUUCAACUCGAUCAAGAAGGGCAAUUAUCCCACUUGGAGCAUGUUUAUACAGGUAAUGCUCAACGAGGAGGCCAAGAAAUGCCGAUUUAAUCCCUUCGAUGUGACCAAAAUAUGGCCACAGAAGGACUUUCCCCUGCUGCCAGUCGGCAAGCUCGUUCUCGAUCGUAACCCCACUAAUUAUUUUACGGAAGUGGAACAACUAGCCUUUAGUCCGGCCCACAUGGUACCGGGAAUUGAGCCAUCGCCGGAUAAAAUGCUCCAGGGCCGGCUCUUUGCCUACGGAGACACCCAUCGGCACCGUUUGGGCGUCAACUGCAUGCAGAUCCCGGUCAACUGUCCGUACAGGGUCAAUGUGAGGAAUUUCCAGCGCGAUGGUCCCAUGACCGUGACUGACAAUCAAAACGGAGCCCCCAACUAUUUCCCUAACUCGUUCUGCGGACCCAAGGAAAGUUCCCGGGCAAUGGCCCUACAAACAUGCUGUCCUGUGACCGGAGAUGUGUACCGCUACAUGAGCGGCGAUACAGAGGACAACUUCAGCCAGGUCACCGACUUUUGGACAUACACUCUGGACAACUGCGGAAGGAAGCGACUCAUCCGGAACUUGUCCGAGCAUCUGACUGAGGCCAGUCAGUUCCUUCAGGAGCGAGCCGUCAAGUUAUUCACCAUGGUGCACUCUGAUUUCGGUCGCUUGAUGACGGAGGCCCUAAACACGGCCAAGAUAUCAAAGUUCUAGGACCCCUAGGAGUCGACUUUUGGAGUAUUAUCAAAAUUAAUUUAAAGUCCAUGACCAAUAUAUGAAUUUCUGUUUAAAUUGUUCCGGAAUGUUUUGGGUAAUGUUGUAGACAUUAAACCUACAUAAUAGUUAA
This is a messenger RNA of Drosophila kikkawai, 1801 nucleotides long. RefSeq names its product Catalase B (gene CatB). Gene Ontology annotation, biological process: hydrogen peroxide catabolic process; response to hydrogen peroxide. Gene Ontology annotation, cellular component: peroxisome; cytoplasm; mitochondrion. Lineage: Eukaryota; Metazoa; Arthropoda; Insecta; Diptera; Drosophilidae. Gene Ontology annotation, molecular function: catalase activity; heme binding. The record is from RefSeq and is a predicted model, not a curated record.